AUGGGGGAGGUUGUGUGGGAGAUGCUGGAGGAUAGGAACGAGCAGGGGCUGCCGCCGGGGUUCAGGUUCCACCCGACCGACGAGGAGCUCGUGACGUUCUAUCUGGCCGGGAAGGUUCUCAACAGGGGCUUUCCAGGCGUGGAAAUGGCGGAGAUUGAUCUUAACAGAUGCGAGCCGUGGGAGCUCCCAGGUAAGGGUCGUGCACUCGUCUUCUUAGAGAAAGAGAGAGAUGUUUCGUUUUCCGAUGAUUUUUGUGAAACGAUGACUCGCGGCGUGUAAUGAGCUCUUCUAAACGCCGGUUCUUAAACGGUUUCGACGCUCGCUCUCUCUCUCUCUCUCUCUCUCUCUCUCUCUCUCUCUCUCUCACUCAGCAUCACUGCGACGCCUUUUCCCUUGUUCUCGCUCCGUUUCUUCCUCCAUUAACCUAGGUGUCUCGUUCUAUUAUUCUGGUGGAAGGAACUCGAGGGUGUCCUCUCUCUCUCUCUUCCUUCAGGAGUUUCUCUCGAGAUAAUUCGUUUCCCAUGUUCUUUGUUAUUUAGGACUUUAUGAAAUGAAUGCACGCAGCUCUCUCUCUAUCUCUCUCUCUCUCUCUCUCCAGCUAGAUGGUUCUCCUUUUCAUUCUGGACUUUACGAAAUGAAUGCCCCGCAACUCUCUCCCUCUCUCUCCCUCUAUUUUUCCGUUUCCGGGGUUCUCUGAAGGCUUCUCUCUCUCUCUCUCUCUCUCCCUCUCUCCCCCCGCCAUGAAUGAAGACGAAGCAAAGCUCGGGGAGAGAGAGUGGUACUUCUACAGCCUGCGGGACAGGAAGUAUCCGACAGGCCUGAGAACCAACAGAUCGACGGUCUCCGGCUACUGGAAGGCCACCGGCAAGGACCGGGAGGUCUACUCAUCCUCCGGCGCCCUCCUCGUCGGCCUCAAGAAGACCCUCGUCUUCUACCUCGGCCGGGCCCCCCGCGGCGAGAAGACCAAGUGGGUUCUUCACGAAUACCGUCUCGACGGCGACUUAUCUCUCCAUGAUCUCUCGGUCUCUCUCUCUCUCUCUCCCUCCCUCUAUCUCCUCUCUCUCCCUCUCUCAAACUGGAAACCACGAGUUGAGCCCCUUCCGGUUUGGCGUUGCAGGAUGAAUGGGUGAUCUGCAGGAUAUUCCACAAGACCGGAGGGAAGAAGAAGAGGCUGUUUCCUUCUCACAGCCGUCGCCGCAGCAGCCAUCUCCUGCAGCCCUCGCCGUCGGGCUCCGCCGCUCCGCCGGCGCUCGCAGGAGCUCUGCAACUCCGCCGCCAGGACGACGGGCAUCUACUUCUUCCUCCUCGUCCUCCUUCAUCUUCCGACCAGCCUUCCUCUUCCCUGCUGAACCAGAACUCCGUCUGCUUCCCUUCUCGGCAGAGCGAAACAGAGGAGCUGUUUUCUGCCCUAAUAGGCUCCUUUCCCGUCUUCUCGUGGGACUCGUGGGAUUCCUUGGAACACUGCGUCAUGACGCAAAAGGGUUGA
Messenger RNA from Spirodela intermedia, 1486 nucleotides. Lineage: Eukaryota; Viridiplantae; Streptophyta; Magnoliopsida; Alismatales; Araceae. The record is from the annotation of a GenBank genome assembly.